This is a messenger RNA of Aspergillus melleus, 531 nucleotides long. RefSeq lists its product as uncharacterized. Bases 1 to 531 code for a protein of 176 amino acids. The record is from RefSeq and is a predicted model, not a curated record. Gene Ontology annotation, molecular function: heme binding; oxidoreductase activity, acting on paired donors, with incorporation or reduction of molecular oxygen; iron ion binding. NCBI's taxonomy places the organism in Eukaryota, Fungi, Ascomycota, Eurotiomycetes, Eurotiales, Aspergillaceae. The transcript has 2 exons.
AUGCGUCUCCGGACCGCCGACGAUUUCCCGAACCUUCUUUAUAUCGCAGCAAUUGUGAGUGAAAUUUUCCGAUGGCGCCAUCCUAGUCCUGGUGGUCUACACCAUGCCAGCGGGGAAGACGACGUUUAUCGGGGGUUCUGGAUCCCCAAGGACACUGCUGUUGUGGCAACCCACUUCGCCUUGGAUACGGACGAGACCAUCUUCGAGCGUCCCUUUGACUUUGACCCCGAUCGGUGGAUACCACUUUUGGGUUCGGUCGGCGGGCUUGCCCCGGGUCUAUACGUUGGUCGGAACUCCGUAACCAUGGCAAUAACGCGAUUGCUUUGGGGCUACGCGUUUGAAGACGGCAAGAGACUAGACUUUCCCCCUUGGGAUCUCACUCAGGGCAUUGGGGUGCGUCCGAGCCCAUUCAAGGCCUCCUUUCGCGUGCGGGAUCAAAAACGACAGGAUAUCAUCAAGAAGGCCUGGAUCGGCGCGGAAAAGGAUACCGACGUGCUUCUUCGGCAAGCUGGUUCCAGUUUUACUGGUUAG